This is a messenger RNA of Penicillium coprophilum, 258 nucleotides long. RefSeq lists its product as uncharacterized. The record is from RefSeq and is a predicted model, not a curated record. The coding region runs from base 1 to 258 and encodes 85 amino acids. The transcript is spliced from 2 exons. Lineage: Eukaryota; Fungi; Ascomycota; Eurotiomycetes; Eurotiales; Aspergillaceae.
AUGAUUGCGGACGGUAUUCAAAUGGUGGGUUUGACCCUUUGGAUUGGGGCUUCUGGGAUCAGCUAUGUCGAGAUACCAGCCUGGGCUGAAUGGGCGGCUUCUGUGUCCCCGAGAUCUCAGGCAAUCCAGAGAUCUGCCCAAACUAAUAGCACCUCCUCCGAUGGCGAGUGGCGCACUGCCACCGAUGCCUGCGAGAAAACGAAAAGCAAGGAGUUGAGACUUUAUUUGGACGAAGCCACAUCCCAUAUUCUAAGCUAA